This is a messenger RNA of Bathycoccus prasinos, 1821 nucleotides long. RefSeq names its product pteridine transporter. Lineage: Eukaryota; Viridiplantae; Chlorophyta; Mamiellophyceae; Mamiellales; Bathycoccaceae. Gene Ontology annotation, cellular component: membrane. The transcript has a single exon. The record is from RefSeq and is a predicted model, not a curated record. Bases 1 to 1821 code for a protein of 606 amino acids.
AUGUUUCGAAACCGAGGAGGAGGAAGAGGCAGAAAGAAACCAUCAUCAUCCAAAAAGAAGGAAGAAAUCAAACGCAUUUUAGUGGACUUGACGGAGUAUAAAACGACGCAAUGUUGUGGCAUUUCCUAUUACAACCCGUUCGUGCAGUUUUAUUAUUACAUGAGAAAAAUGAUCAUCAUUUAUGGAUGGCCCUUAGUCUUCAUGAUCGUCUCGGUGAUGUUUGGCGUGAAAGGAGCGAUGAUUGGUUUAGUCGGGUCGAGUGGACUUCCGUACGCCCAAAAAUACUUGAAAUUGAGCGCGAUUGAGAUGCAAAAAUACGGCAUCGUGGCUUCGUUUCCGUGGACGGUGAAGCCUUUGAUUGGGAUGAUUAGCGAUGGAGUUCCUAUUUUUGGAUACAACAAGAGAUGGUACAUCGCCGCUUCGUCUUUAAUCGGAUCGGGUGCGAUUUACUUCAUUGCCACGUAUAAGUUUGAUCGAUCGAACGGUUUGUAUUACAUCGCCGGCUUGACGCUCAUCAACGCCCAAGUCGCCAUCGCGGAUUUACUCACAGAAGGGAAAUACGCCGAAGCCAUGCGAUACAAUCCAAGCCACUCUGCGUCUAUGGUUUCGUACGUGUGGGGUAACAUUACUUUAGGCGGGAUUUUAGCGACGGUCUUAUCCUACAUCGCGCUUAAAGAUGAAAACUAUCAUCUUCUCUUUUGGAUGGCGUUGCCUUUUGCCGUGCAAUGUUUUCUCACCUCGGCGAGCGGGUUAUUGCCGGAAUUGAGAGUAAAAAGAAGCAAGAAAGGCGAAGUUGUCGUCGAUGACGACGAGGACGACGACGACGACGAGGAGGAGGACGAUGGAAUGGGACCGAGUAACGCGAAGAAAUCUGUCACGUUUGCAGACAGUGAGGAAGACGAGGAGACGAAGAAAGCGAAACGAGAAAAAAGAUCGAUGAACAUGAUGGCAAUCUUGAUGGGUAUCAUUUGCGUUGUUAUUGCUGGCAUUCAAAUUGCAGGUUUAGAUGAGACUACAGUCUUAGCCAUCACCUCGAUUUCGUGCUUACUUUUGUCGAUGUUGAUAUAUUUCUUUCUGCCGAGACAGUUGGCAAAGGCGACGUUUUUCUUAUUCAUCACCUCCGUGCUAUCGGUAUCUUUCGGCGGAGCCAUGACGUAUUGGUUCACCGUCGAUGCAAAAUGCAAUCCAGGCGGGCCACACUUUGACUACGUAUAUUUCACCGUCUACACGUCCAUCGUUGGGCAAUGUUCUGGAAUCGUCGGUAUUUGGUUGUUCAACAUCUUCUUCUCAAAAGGGAGCUUACGAAAAGCGUUCUGGAUUUCGAGCGUGAUUUCGUCGCUCGGAUCGUUUUUCGAUUACGCAAUCGUGAAGCGAUGGAAUGUGGACUAUUUGAGCAUUCCCGAUAAAGCAUUUUACAUGUUUGGCGAUGCGGUGUUAGAAUCUAUCGUCGGCAUGAUGGCGUACAUGCCGUCUGUAGUGUUGAUUGCGAAAAUGUGUCCGAAAAAUUUAGAAACGACAAUGUUUGCCAUUUUAGCCAGUUUUGCAAAUUUAGGGGGGUCUUUAAGUGGUUCUUUCGGGACAUUUGCGAUGGAUUACGCGGGCAUUAAAACCGAUUUGACUUCGGGAAGUUGCAACUGGGAUAACUUGCCGAAUCUCAUCUUGAUUUGCGGUAUUUGCUUGCCGCUUCUCGCGAUUCCUCUGACGUUCAUCUUCGUUCCAAACAUUUUGAUGACGGAUACUAUCACAGAUUUCGAUAAUUCCUCAAAGAAAGUUGGCGAUAAGUACGUCACCGAGGAAGAAAAGAAAUCUUUGAUAAAGUGA